Paramecium pentaurelia is the source of this 1841-nucleotide messenger RNA. The record is from the annotation of a GenBank genome assembly. Lineage: Eukaryota; Ciliophora; Oligohymenophorea; Peniculida; Parameciidae.
AUGGGUGCAACUUGUUGUAAAUCAAAUUUACAGACCUAAGAUGGUAAUACUUAUAUAUAUAAUUUGUUAUAGAACUAUCUGUGCAAUCAGCAGCUUUUGGUGAUAAUGAAUAAAGUUCUUAGAAAAGAGUUGUUAAACAAACAACUGCCAAUAAACGUCAAGCAUAUACACCAGCAUAGACUUUUGGUUUAGGAUUGAAAUAAAACCUAUCUGAAGAAGGGAAAGAAGUUUAUGAUGAACCAAAGAAGGUUUCUAUGGUAGUGUCAAAAGAGUUAGAAUAAUUAUUAGAGCGAUAGAAUUCAGAUACAGAUAGAAAGAAAAUAUUAGAAUAGUAAUCUGCAUAAAGUAUAAUAUAUAGCGAUUACAUUAGAAAAAGAGCAUAAAUUAAAUGUCAAUAUAGACAUUUUUGUAUAAUUGAAAAAGGGUUAAAUAUCUGAUCAUUAUAUUACAGGAUAAGUUCUAGGGGAAGGAGCAUUUGGAAAAGUGUGGAAAGUUACACAUAAAAAAUCAAAAUUGGAUAGAGCAAUGAAGCAAUUAAAAAAAAGUUCAAUUUUAAAAGAAGAUAAAGAGAAAUUGUUUUCAGAAAUGAAUAUAUUAAAGAACUUAGACCAUCCAAAUAUUGUAAAAUUGUAUGAAUUAUUCGAAGAUGAUAAAAAUUACUAUUUGGUUACGGAGUAAGUACUAAAUUGAUUGAGGAUAGGUAUUGUUCUGGUGGAGAAUUAUUUGAUCGUAUUAAGAAAAUGAACUUUUUUAGUGAAAAAAAAGCAGCAGAAUUAAUGAGAUAAAUACUAAGUGCUGUUUGGUAUUGUCAUAAUCAAAAGAUUGUACAUAGAGAUUUAAAACCAGAAAAUUUAUUAUUUGUAUCAGAUUCACCAGAUGCUGAUUUAAAAGUGAUAGAUUUUGGAACAUCUCGUAAAUUUGAAACAGGAAAAAGAAUGACAAAAAGAUUAGGAACUCCAUAUUAUAUUGCUCCAGAAGUUUUGUUAGAAAAUUAUAAUGAAAAAUGUGAUGUUUGGUCUUGUGGCAUUAUUCUUUAUAUCUUAUUAUGUGGUUAUCCACCAUUUUCAGGUAGAAGUGAAUCAGAUAUUUUGAAAAGAGUUAAAGCAGCAUAAUUAAAAUUUGAUCCUGAAGAUUGGGCUCAUAUUAGUGAAGAUGCUUAAAAUCUUAUUAAGAAUAUGUUGAAUCCUAAUCCAGCCAAAAGAAUAAGUUCUGAAUAAGCAUAUAAUGAUAAAUGGAUAUAAAAUAAUGCACCUUCAAAUUAAGUCAAUUAAAAAGCAUUAUAAAAUUUAUAAUAGUUUCAUGCAAAGAGUAAAUUUAAAUAGGCAGUUCUGACUUUUAUGGCUACUUAAAUUAUAACUCAAUAAGAGUAAGAUGAAUUAAAUAAAACAUUUUAAGCUAUAGAUAAGAAUGGAGAUGGGAAACUAUCAAGAUAAGAAUUAAUAGAUGGUUAUACUUCAGUUACUAAUAAUAAAGAAUUAGCUAUUUAAUAGGUUGAUAGAAUAAUGGAAUUAGUGGAUAUUAAUAGAUCUGGAGAAGUAGAUUUUACAGGUAAUUAUUGAUUAGUAUAUAUAUUUAAUAGAAUUCUUAAUAGCUGCAAUGAAUUAAGAGAAGUUUUUGUCUGUUCAAAAAAUGGAAUAAGCAUUUAAAAUAAUAGAUUUAGAUGGAGACAAUUAUAUAUCAAAAGCAGAAUUAUAAAAUGUUAUGGGUGAUGUUGAUGAUGAGGUAUUUAGAUGUAAUUUAAUGAGAUUUGGAUAUAAAUACUAAAGGAAUGUGAUAGUGAUAAUGAUGGUAAAAUAUCAUUGGAAGAAUUUUCAUCCUUAUUGCAAUCUAAAGUUUUAUGA